Guyanagaster necrorhizus is the source of this 1200-nucleotide messenger RNA. Its product is annotated as protein serine/threonine phosphatase 2C. The transcript has 4 exons. Gene Ontology annotation, biological process: protein dephosphorylation. Gene Ontology annotation, molecular function: protein serine/threonine phosphatase activity. The record is from RefSeq and is a predicted model, not a curated record. Lineage: Eukaryota; Fungi; Basidiomycota; Agaricomycetes; Agaricales; Physalacriaceae. The coding region runs from base 1 to 1200 and encodes 399 amino acids.
AUGUGCAGUUCCACCAUUUCUGCUGGUAUACACUGUGUUACAUUCCAACCCACCCCUGGAACCACGAACCAAGAUCGAUUUGUCGCCCAAGAAUGGGAUGUGGGCGGUCGACGAUGGAAAUUCCUUGCCGUUCUCGAUGGGCACGGGGGAAACUUCACGGCUGAAUAUAGUGCUGCCACACUCCCAGGAAGGAUUGAGGAAGAACUGCGCGGGGUCGUUGAGCGAUACAAGGGGCGGUCUCAAAAAAGAUAUACGAAGCGGGUACAAGAGAUCUUGAGUCGUCAGAUCUACUAUUUUGAUAAAGGACUCGGUGAUGCCAUUAAGGAACUCUGCCCCGAUCCGUCAUUGCUCGACGACGAACAAGCUCGUAAUCUCGUGAAUGCCAACAAGGAUGUGUUUCAAAGGGCGUUAUCUGGUUCUACACUUGCAAUAGCUCUCCUCGACAAUGAACGAAAUCACCUAUGGGUAGCUGGAUUGGGUGAUUCCACUGUCGGACUGGCAUAUAUGUCGCCGGAAGGAUAUGGCGAUGGAGAGAGGCUUCUGACCCUCCACAGCACGCACACGCCGUUGGAAUACUUCACGAUUGUCAUGCGUCAUCCCACAACAGAGAAAACAACAAUCAUACAGGACGAACGUCUACUUGGUAUUGCCCUACCUACCCGAGGAUUGGGCGAUUACCCUCUUAAAUUCGAGCCAAUAUACACCAGCAAAUUGUUCUUCAUGCUACCGUGUGAAAGCGAGGAUUUUUUGACCAACAUCCAAGCCAACAACAAGACCCCUCCAUAUGUCAUGAACAUACCUGACACCCGUUUCAUCGAUCUCGCUCCCCUUCGGGAUCGCAAUCCAACUUUGGUAUUAUUCACAGAUGGCGUCGACAUUAUCGUUGAUGGCGAAACUCUCGUGAGUAAAAACGAGUCACGCACCUUAGAUCCGGCUGUCGUCGUCGGUAAACUAUUAGGCCGCGAAAUCGACCCUGGAUACGCUCAGGAAACUCUCGGGCACGAUGCUGAAGCGAACUGGAUGGGUUCCUCUGAGAAGAGGAAUCGGGCCACAGAAUUACUGGGAAAUUUAAUGGCAGGCACUUCGAAAGAGACGUUUGCAUCCUUUCUGGGGCCGGCGGAGCGCGGGGAAUGGGAUGACAGCUGGUAUUUUGAUGAUACUACGAUUCUUCUCUACGACCUUCAAGAAUCUCAGCCAUGA